Rubroshorea leprosula is the source of this 933-nucleotide messenger RNA. The record is from the annotation of a GenBank genome assembly. Lineage: Eukaryota; Viridiplantae; Streptophyta; Magnoliopsida; Malvales; Dipterocarpaceae.
GAGUGCAGGGAUGGUAGUCUCUUUUUUUUUUCUUUUUUUGAAUAUAUUCCCAUCCAUCUCAAGACUCAAACUUAGCUUCCAAUUAAUUUGGAGCAUUAUGUUCUUAAAGUUUUGAUAUCCUUGGGGAUCUCUUGAUAGAGUCAUCCAUUCUCCUUCCUUAAUAUUUGUUGGCAUUAGUCUAGGGUUUACAAUAGUUUGUUUAGUUAUUGGUGCUUGGUGGUUCUCCAAAAUAUUAAAGAAGAGAAGGAAAACGAAGCUUUAGAGCCAGUUCUUCAAACAAAAUGGAGGCUUAUUAUUGCAGCAACUGUCUUCAACUAAGGGUAAUGUUGAAAAGACCAAAAUAUUUAGUACCAAGGAGUUGGAAUGGGCAACUAAUAACUUCAAUAGGACUAAAAUACUUAGUUAAGGAGGUCAGGGCACUGUUUAUAAAGGAAUGUUGGUUGAUGGAAGAAUUGUCACAGUUAAAGAGUUUAAAGUACUAGAUAAAGAAAAAGUUAAAGAUUUCAUCAAUGAGGUGAUCAUUCUUUUGCAUAUUUGUUACAAAAACAUUGUUAAGUUAUUAGGGUGUUGUUUGGAGACUGAAGUUCCUUUACUAGUUUAUGAAUUCAUUCCCAAUGGGGUGCUUUUCCAAUACAUACAUGAUAAGAAUGAGGAGUUCCAAUUAUCUUGGGAAAGACAAUUAACAAUUGCAUCAAAAGUUGGAGUUGCCAUUUCUUACAUGCACUCAGCAACCUCCCCUCCCAUUUAUCACCAAGAUGUCAAGUCCUCAAAUAUUCUUAGAUGAAAAGUAUAGGGAAAAAGUUUUAGACUUUGGGACAUCGAGAUCAAUUGCUAGUGAUCAAACUCAUUUGAUCACAAAUGUUUAAGGCACAUUUGGGUAACUAGACAUUGAAUAUUACUAGUCAAGUCAAUUAACAAAAAAUAGUGAUACUU